This is a messenger RNA of Thyridium curvatum, 2388 nucleotides long. RefSeq lists its product as uncharacterized. The transcript is spliced from 5 exons. Gene Ontology annotation, molecular function: mRNA 3'-UTR binding. Gene Ontology annotation, biological process: post-transcriptional regulation of gene expression. Lineage: Eukaryota; Fungi; Ascomycota; Sordariomycetes; Thyridiales; Thyridiaceae. The record is from RefSeq and is a predicted model, not a curated record. Bases 1 to 2388 code for a protein of 795 amino acids. Gene Ontology annotation, cellular component: cytoplasm.
AUGUCGACAGCUGCCUUGACGGGCUCGCCGACCCAGCGACGUUCCUCGGGAUCUAGGAACGUAUCUCAAGACGAGAAUUCCAAGCACUCUGAUGAGAAUGGCUUCCAGGGCCCCCAGGAGCCUUCCUUCAAACUCAAGCAGGGCGUUGUGGCCUUGACUACCUCGAAGCUUGCCAAUCAGGGAUAUUCUAAGGCCAAACUCGAGACCACGUCCUCGCGAGAGCCACAUCCAAUGGAUAAACUGCUCGCCAGGCUGUCUGAGCAGCAUAUCUCAGCCCGUGAGAAACGCGGUUCGCUCAAGAACCCCGGCGAGGAGACCUUUGUGCCUCCUGGUCUGGAUCAACAAUCAUCUUGCAGCUCGCUGCCGAUUACUCCUGCAUCCGACAACUUCGACACCACUGCGCCGACUACACGACCAGCUAGUGCCAACCCCGUUGAUGCCAAUGCAGCCACUGAGGAGUUACAGCGGCUGAAGAUUGAGCUGGCCCAGGCCCAUACCCACAUCAAUCGUCUCGACAAAGAGCUGGCGCAGAGCCGGGUCCCUUCUCAUGGAGAUGGUGGACGUGUCACCCCGAUGCUGUCAACAGAGCCUGGAUUUCCCAGCGCGAUCGGUGCUGGCAACAGUGUCCUGCGAGAGCCUGUUGUUGUACCCCAAAUCCCCAUGCUUCCGAGAAACCAGUUGACUCAGGAUAAUGCUUGGUCCCUCCAGGACGAUUGUCCUUCCGACGGGGUUGACUCAUCAUCAGUCGGAGCUUUUUCCCGAUCUCGAACCAUCUGGAACAACGGCAAGGCCAGCGUUGGCAAUGGUUUUGGACCUUCCAUUGCAGCCCCCGAGGUUGCCUCGUCAGGCCCUUGGCCCGUGAGCCGAGGCUUUAAUCAGAGCUUUGUUGAUGCGGGUGUAGGAAGCUUUGGCGGUAGCAUGCUUGACGCAACGCGUCAGGACCGUCUGACCCCCGACCCUGAACUGAUUAUGAGGUCUUCCAACCAUCGUCGCGGCAACCGCUACGACCAUAGAUUUGGUCCACCCCCGUCAUCUUUCGGCAACAGCUUUGGCCCGUACAAUGCCGGCCAGGGUCAGUUUGAUCCGCCUCCUGGAUAUCACACUUCGGCCGGUCCUAUGCUUGGAAAUACUGGGAUGGGUGUCUACACUCCCUUCCAGCAGCAGUCCAUGGCGACCGCACUCUCUCCCCAUGCCACGGAGUUCACUUCGAGCUCUGGUCCCGGCUGGAAGACUGAUACCAUUACCACUGAGGGCCAGACUUACCUGCCCACCACUGAACCGCUGAACUAUCGACGUCUCUUGGAUCGGAGUGUCAACUGCAAUUGGAAGUAUAUUGUCGACAAGAUUGUUUGCAACAACGACCAACAGGCUUCCAUCUUCCUGCAGCAGAAGCUCAAGGUUGGAACGCCGGAGCAGAAGUAUGAGAUCGUCGAAGCCAUAGUGGCACAAGCUUACCCGCUCAUGGUCAACCGCUUUGGAAACUUCCUGGUCCAGCGUUGCUUCGAGCAUGGCACGCCUGAACAGGUGAUCAAGAUUGCUGAGGCUAUCAGGGGCAACACACUGAGCCUCUCCAUGGACCCCUUUGGCUGCCAUGUUGUCCAGAAGGCAUUCGACUCUGUUCCUGAGGACUACAAGGCCAUCAUGGUCCAUGAACUUCUUCGCCGCAUUCCCGAGACGGUCAUUCACCGCUAUGCCUGCCAUGUCUGGCAGAAGCUUUUUGAGCUACGAUGGACUGAGACUCCGCCGCAGAUCAUGAAGUUCGUGAAUGAGGCCCUACGCGGCAUGUGGCAUGAAGUUGCCUUGGGCGAGACGGGCAGCCUCGUCGUGCAGAACAUCUUCGAGAACUGCCUCGAGGAGGACAAGCGUCCUUGCAUCGAGGAGGUGCUUGUCAAUAUCGACAUUGUUGCGCACGGUCAGUUUGGAAACUGGUGCAUCCAACACAUCUGCGAGCACGGCGCCCCGGCUGACCGCAGCCGCGCCGUCGACCAUGUCAUUCGCUAUGCUGCCGAGUAUAGCAUGGAUCAGUUCGCUUCCAAGGUCGUUGAGAAGUGCCUCAAGAUUGGUGGAUCGGAUUUCCUAGGCCGUUACCUUGAUAGGGUCUGUGAGGGGCGAGUCGAUCGCCCGCGCAUUCCUCUGAUUGAUAUUGCCAGUGAUCAGUACGGCAACUAUCUCAUUCAGUACAUCCUCACCCACGCAAGCCCUCAGCAUCGUGAGGUGGUUGCAGCUCAUAUACGGAAGCACAUGGUGUCUCUUCGAGGUUCCAAGUUUGGAUCUCGCGUGGGCAUGCUGUGCACCAAUCCGGCUGUGGCAACUCGGCCCGGACCUGGUGUCGGCCCUGUCCUCAACCGUCUCCCCCCUGGUCCUCGCUACACCGGCCCGUAUCGUUGA